CUUUAAUGGCUCGGACCUCCGCCGGCCCCUGCCAGCUCUACUUGCGCGCCGGAGACAGGAGCCACCAGCGCCCGGUAGUAUUAAUAGAAAGCAGCCGCUGCAGCCCAAGUCCGGGAGCCGCGCGAGCAGCAGCAGCAGCCGCCGCCGCCGCCGCCGCCUCCUUCAGCGGCCCGGGGCCCUCGGCGCGGGGGAGGAGGAGGAGAAGGAGGGGGAGCAGCAGGAGCCCGAACUCCGGACGCUGGGGGAGCAGCGGCAGCUCCAGCCCCAGCCCCAGAUCCAGUCCCGAGACGUGGAGAUAUUAUAUAGAUUACUUUAAACAUGGGUGAAAUAGAGCAGAAGCCAACUCCAGGAUCACGGUUAGGAGCUCCUGAGAAUGCUGGGAUCAGUACAUUGGAACAUGGACAGAAAAUGCCCACAGCACCACCAGGAAAACUUAUUUCCAUUAAAAUCCAGAUGCUGGAUGAUACCCAGGAAGCAUUUGAAGUUCCACAAAGAGCUCCAGGGAAGGUGUUGCUGGAUGCAGUUUGUAACCACCUAAACCUAGUUGAAGGAGACUACUUUGGCCUUGAGUUUCCAGAUCAUAAAAAAAUUACGGUAUGGCUGGAUCUUUUAAAACCUAUUGUGAAACAGAUCAGAAGGCCAAAGCAUGUUGUUGUUAAAUUUGUGGUGAAAUUCUUUCCACCUGACCAUGCUCAACUUCAAGAAGAACUUACAAGGUACCUGUUUGCUCUGCAGGUGAAGCAGGACCUGGCUCAGGGCAGGCUAACAUGUAAUGAAACCAGUGCUGCACUCUUGAUCUCACACAUUGUACAAUCUGAGAUUGGGGAUUUUGAUGAAACAGUAGAUCGGGAGCACUUAGCAAAGAACAAGUACAUACCUCAGCAAGAUGCACUAGAAGACAAAAUCGUGGAAUUUCACCAUAACCACAUUGGACAAACACCAGCAGAAUCAGAUUUCCAGCUCCUGGAGAUUGCCCGCCGACUGGAGAUGUAUGGAAUCCGGUUGCACCCAGCGAAGGACAGGGAGGGUACUAAUAUCAACCUGGCUGUUGCCAACACAGGAAUUCUAGUGUUUCAGGGUUUUACUAAGAUCAAUGCCUUCAACUGGGCUAAGGUGAGGAAGCUGAGCUUCAAAAGGAAACGUUUUCUCAUCAAGCUGCGCCCUGAUGCUAAUAGCUCAUACCAGGACACAUUGGAGUUCCUAAUGGCCAGUAGGGAUUUCUGCAAGUCCUUCUGGAAAAUAUGUGUGGAACAUCAUGCCUUUUUCAGACUUUUUGAAGAGCCUAAACCAAAGCCCAAGCCUGUUCUCUUCACAAGAGGGUCAUCAUUUAGGUUCAGUGGUCGGACUCAGAAGCAGGUUCUUGACUAUGUUAAAGAAGGAGGACAUAAGAAAGUUCCAUUUGAAAGGAAGCACAGCAAGAUUCGGUCAAUCAGAAGCCUCUCUGCUCAGCCUUCCGAACAGAACUCAGAGGUGCCGAAGCAAAGCUCAAGUUUUACCUAUGGAGAUGGUAUUGAUUCACCAGGGGGCCAGAGUUGCCACCAAGGGAAAGAACUGAACAUUUCUGCUGAGGAGUCUGGGCAACACAAGAGCCCUUCUCUAAAGAAGAGUCCCAAGGAUGGCCGGCGGGUUGAUGGUGUUGUGAUGGCAACGAUGGAGGAAGAGGAGGAGGUCGUUAAGGAUAGAACUCGGCAGAGUAAUCCUCAGUCGCAGCAGCCAAGCACAGGCUCCCUGACUGGUAGUCCUCAUCUCUCAGAACUGUCAAUCAACUCUCAGGGAGGACCGACUGCAGCAAACAUGACCUUAUCUCCAAACUUGAGCCCUGACACCAAGCAAUCAUCUCCACUAGUCAGCCCACUGCUGAAUGACCAGACCUGUACAAGGACAGAUGAUGAAGAAGAGGUCAGGAGAAAGAGAUUUCCAACUGACAAAGCAUAUUUCAUUGCUAAAGAAGUAUCUACCACUGAAAGGACCUAUCUGAAGGAUCUUGAAGUCAUCACUUCAUGGUUUCAGAGCACAGUGAGCAAGGAUGAAUCGAUGCCUGAAACCCUAAAAAGUCUCAUCUUCUCUAACUUCGAACCUUUGCACAAAUUUCAUACAAGUUUUCUCAAGGAAAUUGAGCACAGACUUGCCCUUUGGGAAGGCCGCUCAAAUGCUCACAUCAAAGGAGAUUACCAAAGAAUUGGUGAUGUCAUGCUGAAGAACAUUCAAGGCAUGAAGCAACUGACAAAUCACUUGUGGAAGCACAACGAGGCUUUGGUAGAGCUGGAGAAUGGGAUCAAGAACUCUCGUAGACUGGAGAGCUUCUGUCGAGACUUUGAGCUGCAGAAAGUCUGUUAUCUGCCUCUCAACACCUUCCUCCUUCGGCCUUUGCACAGGCUUAUGCACUACAAGCAGAUAAUGGAGAGGCUGUGCAAGCAUUACCCACCAAACCACUCGGAUUUCAGGGACUGCAGAGCUGCGCUGGCGGAGAUUACAGAAAUGGUGGCGCAGCUCCAUGGCACCAUGAUAAAGAUGGAGAAUUUCCAGAAGCUACAUGAACUCAAGAAAGAUCUGAUUGGCAUUGACGAUCUUGUCAUCCCAGGACGGGAAUUCAUUCGCCUGGGCAGCCUCAGUAAGCUGUCUGGAAAAGGGCUACAGCAGCGUAUGUUUUUCUUGUUUAAUGAUGUCUUGCUGUACACAAGUAGAGGACUGACUGCCACCAAUCAGUUCAAAGUUCAUGGACAACUCCCACUCUAUGGCAUGACAAUAGAAGAAAGUGAAGAAGAGUGGGGUGUUCCUCAUUGUCUUACACUUUGCGGUCAACAUCAGUCCAUUAUUGUUGCAGCAAGUUCUCGGAUGGAGAUGGAAAAGUGGAUCGAGGACAUACAGAUGGCGAUUGAUCUAGCAGAAAAAAGCAGUGGCCCCACCCCUGAAUUACUAGCAAGUAGUCCACCUGAAAAUAAGUCCCCUGAUGACGCCACAGCAGACCAAGAAUCAGAGGAUGACCUCAGUGCCUCCCGCACCUCUCUUGAGCGGCAGUCUCCCCACCGGGGCAACACUAUGGUUCAUGUCUGCUGGCACCGAAAUACUAGCGUCUCUAUGAUCGACUUCAGCAUUGCUGUGGAGAAUCAGUUAUCUGGGAACCUGUUAAGGAAAUUUAAAAACAGCAAUGGAUGGCAGAAGCUCUGGGUGGUAUUUACCAACUUCUGCCUGUUCUUCUACAAAUCACACCAGGACAAUCAUCCCUUAGCCAGUCUGCCUUUAUUAGGAUAUUCACUCACCAUUCCCUCGGAAUCAGAGAACAUUCACAAAGACUAUGUGUUCAAACUACACUUCAAGUCCCAUGUCUAUUACUUCAGGGCUGAGAGCGAAUAUACAUUUGAAAGGUGGAUGGAGGUGAUCCGGAGCGCCACCACCUCUGCCUCUCGAGCUUGUGUUUUAAGUCACAAAGAAUCUCACGUGUAUUGAUGGCAGAACACCUACAUUUCUCGUUCCAGCGGUUGCUGCUUUUCUAGAGGACGUUUGAAGUUAAUUUCUCCUGUAUUAACGAAGCCUAGUAAAAUUAAAACAAGUGGUUUUGCAGCAACUCUUGUCUGUCCCAGCAAAACUGUUUUUUAAUCUAGUCUUUUCAGCUGUUGACUCCCCAUCCCAGUGGUAACAGAACCCCACCACCUCCUGUCCUGUGUGGCAUUCUGUGGGUCCUUCCCUUGGUGUGCUGUGUUUUGUUUUUGGUUUUUUAGCUUAUGCCAGUAUUAAAAUAUCGUUCUUAGAGUGCCAAAUGACAUUUCCUUUCCUCCAAGAUCGCACCUUAAAAAGCAGUACAAAUGUACCUGCCCCCUCCCAAUGAGAAACGUGAUCCCAUGUGCAAGUGCUAUUUCUUUUUCUUAAAAAAAAAAAAGGGAAAAAAAACUUUUUAUUGUUUUGAUUAGUAGACUGCAUUUUUAAAUGUAAUAAUGGCUUUUUCAAAGUGUAUGAUACAUACACGAUAGAGGCAGUCUUACAGUAAAAGGAGGUCAUUUUCAGAUUUUGUUUUUCAAUCUUUCUACUUUAUUAAUCAAGGAAUUCCUACUAAUUUUUCUAUUGUUAUAAAAGUUUGCAGCACACAAACAAUAUUUCACUUUGGGGUUUCAUGUUAUAAUGAGCUACUCACUCUGACAUUUAUCACACCUUUGUCUUGGUGCAAGUUGACCAAACUGUUUACCUGUUAAUUUUGAGACGUGAUGACUAUUUGCAAAAUGUAGUUUGUUUUUUAAAAGAGAAACAAUGAAACAGAAGUCCAGUGCAAUAUUAUUUGGGCUAUAAAUGUACUGUGAAUGGUGUGUACAAUGGGAAGAUAUUAAGCUGUGGUGUUUCGCUGUUUGUUUCACAAGCAUGAAAAAUACCUGUAUGUCAUUAACCAUGGGCCACUUGUGACAUGUUAAGUUAUGAAGAGUGUUUUUUGUUGGCUUAAGUGGAUGCAGAAACACUAUAAAAGUAAUGGUACUUAUUCCCCUUCCCCAGGCUUUCAUUAUUAAGACCUAUAUCCUACUGAAAAGAAUUCAUUUAAAACGAAACAUUCUAUGGGCAUACAGAUUGUGAUAGUCUCUUCAUAAACAGGACUCUGCUUUUAUCUACCCUUUGCCCUGCGGUCAUGGGUUAUUAACAAUAGUUUGAUAUUUCAUGUGCUGGACUGUUGGUAUCCACAGGGAACUGGAUGCAAAGAUAGGCUGCUUCUGAAACAUCCAUUUAAAUAUUCACACUACAAAAAACAUCUAUGACUGUUCCCUUAUGGGCUUAAGGCCUUUUCUAAUGCAAGUCUAAAAAAACCACAGAAGAGCAAGACAGCAGGUCAAUUAACACACCUCUCUUCCCCCUCCCCCACCAGCCUAAUUGAUGCUGCCUAAUUGAGGAUUCAAAGGAAUGAAUUUUUGCUGGAAUACACAGACUUCACGGAGCUGAGGCUGGCUUUGAUACAAAUGGAAACUGCAAUUUUCAAAUGGACUGGUAGCUUUAGACUUGUUAAUCACUUGCCUUACAACAUGUACCAGACGGUUUAAAGUACUAACAACAAAAGGGAAUAAAAUUACCUCACACCACUACUGAGCGUACUGCAGUUUGAAGGCAAUACAACUUGUCCUUUUGUUCUUCCUCCUCCCUCUGAUCUGGGGUGGUGGGAUUAUCACCCUGCACACUGCAAUUUCCUUGCCAGGGAGGAAAACUCAGUAAGAAGGCAAUACUAGAGUCAAAAGAGGAUGAACUGAUGAGGUUAAAUAUACUAAACUGUAAGCAGUCACAGGGUAAAAGAGUAAUCUCCAAUGUCAAUGCCACCACCAUAAGAAAAUCGGGAGCAAAGGAGGUGAAGAUACCACUUCUCCCUCUCCCCCACUGCUUCUUAUUACUGUGUAUACUUCUCCCUCCAUCAUUAAGCUAUACUGACAGGAAAACCCACAGAGCUAAAAAUGGGACUUGAAAUAUCUUUUGGCCUAACCUCAUUUUUAGAUGGGCACCUUGAGGAUCAGAAAGAUGAAGGGACAUGCUCCAGAUCACAAAGGUGGUGAGUGUUAGAACGAAGGCCUACAAAACUUACUGAGGACAAAAAUGGCUUUUUGCAGUAUGAGGAGUUCAUUACCUCCCAACAAUCAAAGUGUCUGGCUGACUAUGCUCAGCGCAGCUACCCGAGAUACGUGGCAGCUAUCUUCAAGUUUGCUCUUAGGAAGAGUUAAGAUAAAUUGGUGACAUACCAGUUAUGACUUUUUGCCAACAGCUGUCUACUUGUCCACACCAUGAGGGUAGAUAAGCAAGGUGGGAGAGAACAACUUUGUGAAAGAAAGGAGAUCCAGAACGAAAAAAAAAAAUCCGAAACAAGCCCAGUUAUCAUCCCCCUAUCUUGGCUCCUGACCUGUCCAUCAAUCAGGAAUGGUUAACAGUCAUUAACCAUUAGCCCUAGUUUUCCAACAGGUCUGAACCAAGAUAGGAGACUAUCUUCCCUGUGAGGAUCAAUGCCUGGCUGAUGGUGUACUUUAAAGAUGAAAUGCAAUUUUCAGAAUCAUGGCCUCAUGGAUGUUUACAUCUUCCAGAAGAAUUCUAUUCACUGACUUUUCAUGUAAACCUUGACCUAGCAAGUGAGUUUUCGAUUACAGUCCAAAUGACAAGUAUGGGCACAUCUUGACUUGAGGCACAUUAAAAUGUUUACAUUUUAAAAGCCA
Messenger RNA from Phascolarctos cinereus (koala), 6164 nucleotides. It is a transcript of the gene FARP1, whose product is annotated as FERM, ARH/RhoGEF and pleckstrin domain protein 1. Gene Ontology annotation, molecular function: cytoskeletal protein binding; guanyl-nucleotide exchange factor activity. Lineage: Eukaryota; Metazoa; Chordata; Mammalia; Diprotodontia; Phascolarctidae. Gene Ontology annotation, cellular component: cytoskeleton. The record is from RefSeq and is a predicted model, not a curated record.